AUGCCUUUCCUUGAUCACCUCACCACCUACAAGACCACAGCCUACAACACUCGAUAUCAACAAGGGAGGCGCCUAAGUGUUGGAGGGCUCAUCACUCCUAUCUUGUGUGCUGCUGGAGUGAACCCAACUGAUAAGAAAGCCACUGAACCAGGUUGGAUGGACAUCAAGUUUUGCAAGACCAACCUCCUCAUUGAGCACAAGGAGUUGGAUGGGAGGUUCCAAUUCAAGUUCACACAUCCAUUGGUUGGACCUUCCAAGUUUCUCCUGCCCAACCCUGAGCUUACCACAGUAGUCAGGGGUGAUAACAUUGACUUCAGACCCCCUGUAUACACAUUGGUUGGGCAAGAGAACGUUUUGCGAGAAGAGGAGCCUGAACUCGAUCGAGCUGAGGGUCGAGCUGAGUCUCAAGCUGAGGAUCAAGUCCAGGAGAGUGCGGAUUUGGGUGAGCCUGAGUGCUAUUAUUUUGAGGAGUAUGAGGCUCCACCCCUCUGUUGUGGCUGCCCACAAGAGGAUUGGACUUCUCCAAAAGUUCAACAAAUGGCAAGGGAAGGCCAUUGA
Microthlaspi erraticum is the source of this 558-nucleotide messenger RNA. The record is from the annotation of a GenBank genome assembly. Lineage: Eukaryota; Viridiplantae; Streptophyta; Magnoliopsida; Brassicales; Brassicaceae.